Messenger RNA from Pararge aegeria (speckled wood butterfly), 2694 nucleotides. RefSeq names its product sodium-dependent phosphate transporter 1-A (gene NaPi-III). The coding region runs from base 519 to 2435 and encodes 638 amino acids. Gene Ontology annotation, molecular function: phosphate transmembrane transporter activity. The record is from RefSeq and is a predicted model, not a curated record. Gene Ontology annotation, cellular component: membrane. The transcript is spliced from 10 exons. Gene Ontology annotation, biological process: phosphate ion transmembrane transport. Lineage: Eukaryota; Metazoa; Arthropoda; Insecta; Lepidoptera; Nymphalidae.
GGCUUGCUACACUCUCAAAAUCUCGAUUUUUGAGUCGCAGGACCAUAAAACCCUACAUUUUCAAAAAAAAUGAAGCCUAUUUUACUGAAACAGCACCACCUCCAAAAACUGCGUUUUAAACAUCUUACAUUGUGACGCACAAUUUUGUAACUUCAACCAAUAUCGUUAAACCUAACCAUAAAUUGAAUGUCACAAUUCAUAGUUUAUAAAACAUUUAUUACCUUCAAUAUGUUAAGUAUCUACUAAUUAUAAUUAUAUAUCUAUUUUUGUACGGAAUGAUGAUGCUAAUAGAAUUGAAUUGACGAAGAAGGGAUUUAUUGUUACUGUCGUGAUUAGCCAAUAUUUGUUAAAAGCGAAGCUUACUAAUUGUUAUCUGUAAUAUGUAUUUAUGUGCAUAAAAAUUACAUAGGUGCUAGAAAAAAAUUACAUUUAGUACCUAAGUAGUACCUAGGUACUUACCUAUCAUAAGUAGCCAAUUGCCUGAUGAAACUCAAAUACAGUUGAAUUAGAAAGAAGUGAUGGAACCAUUUUCAGAAGAUUUGCUUUGGUUAGUGAUAUGUGGUUUUGUGGUUGCAUUUAUUUUGGCGUUUGGGAUCGGCGCUAAUGACGUGGCGAACUCAUUCGGAACAAGCGUUGGGUCUAAAGUCCUCACACUAACACAAGCAUGCAUACUUGCAACAAUUUUCGAAAUCGCAGGUGCGGUUUUGAUUGGUUACAAGGUAUCCGACACUAUGCGCAAGGGUAUACUGGACGUUUCUUUGUACGAUAAUGGAGGGGAGCGUCUGUUGGCCGCCGGUUGCCUGGCUGCUCUGAUUGCGGGAGCAACCUGGCUCAUCCUUGCCACAGCUUUGAGGCUACCAGUCUCGGGGACUCACUCGGUAGUUGGUGCCACUGUUGGAUUUACACUGGUUGCUAAAGGCCCUGUUGGUGUACGUUGGUCCACUCUGGGGGCCAUUGUUCUUUCAUGGUUUAUAUCACCUGCUCUCAGCGGUACGGUAUCAGCAGUGUUAUACUGGUUGGUGCGUAGAUUCAUACUCCGUUUGCCUCAACCGUUGACCGCAGGCUUGAAAGUCCUACCACUCUUCUAUGGCGCUACUAUUGCUGUUAAUGUCCUAAGUGUAGUCCUCGAUGGGCCGAAAUUGUUAGCAAUGGAUAACAUACCACUAUGGGCAGCGUUAUCAGGAUCCUUGGCUUUGGGUGUAUUCGGAGCGAUUUGCGUGUGCGCCUUCCUCGUUCCCUAUUAUAAACGACAGCUUAUACCACCGCCUGUGAACUUUACCCUCGGAUUAUCGAACGAAACGACCCCAGCCAAUACACCAACACAUACAAAAAACAGCGUUCCUCAACGACCAACCUCGUUACUAUCGGAAGACGGCAAACUCCUCGAAGCUAUAGCGGAGAGCGCAGAAAUGGUUACACUGAGCGAUGCAGACAAAUGCUCUGUUGGUGUUAGAGAGAUGAAUGCUAGAAACCGUGCUCUCUUGGCAACGAUGGACGACUGCAGUAUUCUUUCCCGAAGUUUAAGCCCACCGAACAAAUCACGUUUACAGUUAAUAGAUGCGGAUCCCCAGAUAAAUACCUUGAAAUACAUAGACGAGACGUUAAGCUGCUGUAAAAGUUUGGAUUCUACUCAGCUUGUGGGUAUGGGUGAAAGUUACGAUUCAAAGAAUGGGUUUCUCGGAGAUUCAUGCGACACUAUUGCUCGUGGUGAGCUUGGACGACUGUCGGCGAUGAGAAUGCCUCCCGUUACAGUUGAAUUCGACACUCCUCCACCAAGAUCAGAUAAGGGUCCAGAAGGUGGCAGCGCGUGGAGUAUCGAGUGUGAAAUACGGAACACUCAGCUUGCAGCUAUUACGCCUAACUCUAGUGCUGCACCACUGUUGCGCAGCAACAGUCCCGCGCCUGCGGUGGUGCCACCACCACCGCCAACGGAUACGCUGCGACUGUUUUCCUUUCUACAAGUCCUUACUGCUACCUUCGGGGCUUUUGCUCAUGGAGGCAACGAUGUCAGCAACGCCAUAGGUCCACUAGUAGCGCUCUGGUUGCUAUACUCAGAAGGUGGUGCCCACGCGCGAGCAGAGACUCCGCUCGCAAUACUGGUGUUUGGUGGCGUUGGCAUAGCAUUGGGCCUGUGGUUUUGGGGAAGACGCGUCAUUCGUACUGUGGGCGAGGAUCUCACCAGCAUUACGCCUGACACUGGGUUUACGAUCGAGUUGGGAGCAGCCUUGACCGUCCUGGUAGCUAGCAAGGCUGGCCUGCCUAUAUCCACUACACACUGCAAAGUUGGCUCCGUCGUCUGCGUUGGAUACUUCUCCGAAAAAUCUGUGGACUGGAGUUUGUUCAGGAACAUAAUAUUCGCUUGGGUGGUAACGGUUCCGGCCGUUGCAGCUACGGCGGCACUCGCUAUGCUGGCUCUCGAAGCAUUUGUCGUUUGAACUCAAACAAAUAUUGUUCUACCAUCGCAUAAAGCAGCAUUACUCUAAAAUACCUCCAUUUAACAUAGUUUGACGUUCUAACAAUAAAGAUUAUAAUUCUGUAAGGAAACGUCAAAAGUAUUACAGUAAUGAUACAAGCGAUGGUAGUACGGUGACUGUAUUGAUCUAUUAAUAAAAUCAUACUUAAGUCAAAUCGCCAAUCUGAAAUUAGGUAUAAUAGAUACUUAUUAAUAAAAAAAAAUAUAGUUUUUUUAUAAAG